Messenger RNA from Aspergillus fijiensis CBS 313.89, 451 nucleotides. RefSeq lists its product as uncharacterized. Lineage: Eukaryota; Fungi; Ascomycota; Eurotiomycetes; Eurotiales; Aspergillaceae. The record is from RefSeq and is a predicted model, not a curated record. The transcript has 2 exons. Bases 85 to 393 code for a protein of 102 amino acids.
CUCAAUUCAUCAAAUACUUGAGGAAGCCACUGGAUCAAUUGAUUUCCAGCUGCUAUCAAAAAGUCUACAUUAAGCCAAACAUUCAUGCUCCAUAUUCUAGAUUGCAUCGCGCCUGUUCUGACUGACAAGUACCAUACAAGUAAAGACACAAGCGCCGGGACUGAACGUCCGUCGGCGGCCCAGCCCAGCCCAGCCCAUGCCAUCUCCUCCGCCGCCCGCAGCAGCCCGCAGCGCAAUUCCCCCUCCGACCUGACCUCAACCCGUUUGUACAGUACUGAUGUACAUAGUACAGCACACGACCCCUCAACCCACUACCAAGAUACACAAAUACUCUCCUGCAACAAAUCAUCCACCUUAUCUACAGCCCACCACCUUCAAAGACGAUCACCCUGAACUCCUCCCUCGAACCACGCCACCUCCACCACACCACCAUCACCAACAGAAACCCCUC